AUGGCACAAACCAAAGAAAGAGGCGUUAAUGUGGCGCUUAGAGGCAGCUUGUCACCUCGACAUAUUCCGGACGACACCGUUAUUGGACACACAGACGGGUCAUGGCACGAAGAGAACCAAAUAGCUGGGCUAGGAUGGACCUUUCAUCACAGCGAGGCAUCGAACGCCAACACCACACUGCUCGAUAAAGGCUCUCAAGCAGAACAAUUCGUUAAUUCGCCCUUAAUGGCUGAAGCUCUUGCGAUGCGAUUGGCUAUAAAAAAGGCAAUGGAGAGAGGUAUUUCGAGGAUCAUUAUGCAUUCAGACUCUCUGGUUCUUAUAAACGCAAUUGCCUCUCCCCAUCCGAUCAAAGGGAUUUCUGGAAUUCUCCAAGACAUCAAAGCUUAUGUUCCUCUGUUUCCGCUUAUAGAAUUUCGUCAUGUGCUUAGAACAAACAAUGUAUUAGUGGAUUCUCUUGCUAAGAGGACAGUGAAAACUAUGUAUGAUGAAACUCUUUGA
Messenger RNA from Arabis nemorensis, 498 nucleotides. NCBI's taxonomy places the organism in Eukaryota, Viridiplantae, Streptophyta, Magnoliopsida, Brassicales, Brassicaceae. The record is from the annotation of a GenBank genome assembly.